AUGGCUGCUGCAAUGGACGACAGGAAUCGAUCAUUAAAACAGGCCCUCAUAGAUAGCCUGACAGCCAUCCUGUCGCCAGAUCAACAAUCUAGACAGAUGGCUGAAGAACAGCUCAAGGUUCUCGAGGUCACGGAAGAAUUUGGUGUCCAUUUAGCAGAACUCACAGUUGACAGAGAGGGAGCCCUUGCUAUCAGACAACUUGCCUCAGUCAUUCUAAAGCAGUAUGUUGAAGCCCACUGGAAUAGCAGUGCUGAGAAAUUUAGACCUCCUGAGACUACAGAUGCUGCCAAGGAAGAGAUUCGUCGUCUUUUACCAGGAGGUCUACAGGAAUCAAUCAGUAAAGUCAGGUCAAGUGUGGCAUAUGCAAUCUCAGCCAUAGCAUACUGGGAUUGGCCAGAAGCUUGGCCACAUUUGUUUGGGAAUCUGAUGCAAGCAUUGACAAGUGGGGAUGGCAAUUUGGUUCAUGGAGCCAUGAGAGUUUUAACAGAGUUCUGCCGUGAGGUGACAGACACACAGAUGCCACAUGUUGUGCCUGUGAUCCUGCCUGAAAUGGAUAAGAUAUUUAUUCAUGCAGAGGUAUGUUGGUGGAAAUUAUGCACUAUCUGUUCAAAUCAUGAGGGGAUGCAAGCGGCCUCAACUAUGCACAGUAUCAGAACAAGAUCCCGUGCUGUGGAUAUAUUUAAUACUUGUGCAUCACUAAUCUGUGCAAUGGAAGAUGCUACA
Messenger RNA from Pocillopora verrucosa, 723 nucleotides. The record is from RefSeq and is a predicted model, not a curated record. NCBI's taxonomy places the organism in Eukaryota, Metazoa, Cnidaria, Anthozoa, Scleractinia, Pocilloporidae.